ACGUUGCUUGUGCUUCCGUACGUUACAUCCCCUGUACGCGAUGACGUCAAGCAGGGCUGUUCCUCGGCUCCGGCAGAGAUAGAGCCAGAGGCCGGGAUGUCGGUGCGGUUCUCCCCGUGGUUGCUGCUGGUGAGCGGCGUGCUGGCCGCUGUGCUGAGCGGGGCCGCGGCGGACGGUGAUGGGCUGCCCAGCAAGAAGCUGCGGAUGCAAUACACGGCCGGCCCGCUGCUCAAGUUCCAAAUCUGCAUUUCCUGAGGUUAUCGGCGGGUGUUUGAAGAGUACAUGCGGGUUAUUAGCCAGCGGUACCCAGACAUCCGCAUAGAGGGAGAGAACUACCUUCCCCACCCAUUUUAUAGACAUAUUUCAUCGUUCCUGUCUGUCUUCAAGCUAGUAUUAAUAGGUUUAAUAAUCGCUGGAAAGGAUCCAUUUGCAUUUUUUGGUAUGCAAGCUCCAGGUCUUUGGCAAUGGGGACAAGAAAAUAAGGUCUAUGCCUGCAUGAUGGUUUUCUUCCUGAGCAACAUGAUUGAGAACCAGUGUAUGUCCACCGGAGCCUUUGAGAUCACUUUGAAUGAUGUUCCUGUGUGGUCAAAACUAGAAUCUGGUCAUCUCCCAUCAAUGCAGCAACUUGUCCAAAUUAUUGAUAAUGAAAUGAAGUUAAAUGUUCACAUGGAUGCGAUUCCCCACCACCACCGUUCCUAGCCACGUAUCCAGCACCAGAUUUAUAUUGCUGGUGGACUCUAACCAAGGUAUCAGCGGGGCUGGUGUUUAUGAAGGCCUGCUCUGAAGACAGUUCCUGUUGGUGCAGGCCGGAUGUCUCUCUGCCGUCUCGUUGUACCUUCAAAAGUUCUCGCUGCAAGAUUUUCUGUGUGCUGCCCUCUUGUGAAAUUGUACAGACCGAGUGCAAUGACAUACUGUGUAGUCAUCAGUUUUAUUUCUAAGCCAUUUCUUUCAAUGUUCCAUAGUUCACAUAAUGCUGGCAUUAAAACUUUUUUUUGUUUUAUAUUCAUAAUUUACAGUGUUGGAAUAGGUUAUCUAAUUGUGUUUCUUCCUGAGACAUUUUGUCUUUAAUAUCUAAUUUUUAUAAGAAUCUGUUCUUUUUAUAGUUUAAAGUGAUGCUCUAUCAAAAAUGAAUCCAAUGAUCCGUAACAGUUAGCCAUAAAUGUUUUGUUAUCAAUGUUCUAUAAAAUAAGAUUAUAUUGCAGAUCACUAAGUUAUUCUAAAUUAUAAAAAGAAUUAUUGGCAAUUAAGUGAAAGAUAUAUUUGUGACUACAUUAAAAUAUUCUGUUUGAUGUAUGCAAGUAAUGUAGAGUUUUUAAACUGAGCCUUUAUACUGGUCCUCUUUACAGAAGAUGAAAAUUAAUUUAAAUAAACCUAUCAGUUCAGUAAAACAUCA
Molecule: messenger RNA, 1393 nt
Organism: Pseudophryne corroboree (corroboree frog)
Lineage: Eukaryota; Metazoa; Chordata; Amphibia; Anura; Myobatrachidae
Gene: SELENOT
Product: selenoprotein T
Exons: 6
Biological process (GO): cell redox homeostasis
Cellular component (GO): endoplasmic reticulum membrane
Molecular function (GO): thioredoxin-disulfide reductase (NADPH) activity
Source: RefSeq, a predicted model, not a curated record